This is a messenger RNA of Lolium rigidum, 559 nucleotides long. Its product is annotated as puroindoline-B-like. The coding region runs from base 14 to 559 and encodes 181 amino acids. The transcript has a single exon. Gene Ontology annotation, molecular function: nutrient reservoir activity; serine-type endopeptidase inhibitor activity. The record is from RefSeq and is a predicted model, not a curated record. NCBI's taxonomy places the organism in Eukaryota, Viridiplantae, Streptophyta, Magnoliopsida, Poales, Poaceae.
UCACCUUGACAACAUGAAGGCACUCUUCUUCCUAGCUUUUCUUGCUCUGGUAGCAAGCACAUCCUUUGCACAAUACGCAGAAGCUCCAAGCGGGGACGUGGAAGGUCCCAGCGCUGGUGGUUAUGAGAAAUGGGCUGCAGAAGCUCCAAGCGGUGACACGGAAGGUCCCAGCGCAGGUGGUUAUGAAAAAUGGGCUGCAAAAGCUCCCACCAUGAGCACUUCUGAGCAAUGUGAGCAUGAACAUAUGAAGCUAGACUCUUGCAGGGAUUACUUGAUGGAUUGGUGCACACCAAAGGGGACGUGGAUCACCUGGCCAUGGGAAUGGAUGAAGAGUAGCUGCGAGGAGAUCCGGAAACGGUGUUGCCAGCAACUGGGGCAAAUGGCAUCACAAUGCCGCUGCAAGGCUAUCUUUAGAACAAUCCAAGGUGAGGUCGGUGGCUUUGGUUCUCAAGAAGGUCAGAAAGCUAGAGUGAUGGCGAUGGCCCAGCGCUUGCCCUCCAAGUGCAAUGUGGUCCCAAGGUCCUGCAACAUCCCCAUCACUAGUGGCUAUUAUUGGUGA